This is a messenger RNA of Paraglomus occultum, 828 nucleotides long. The record is from the annotation of a GenBank genome assembly. Lineage: Eukaryota; Fungi; Glomeromycota; Glomeromycetes; Paraglomerales; Paraglomeraceae.
AUGACCCAACUAAAAGAAACAAAUUUUUUGAUACCAUACGUAAAAGGCAACAACGUCUCUAUUGGUAUGGGAGUCAGUGAGGACGCCACAUUUUCUACUGCUUUCGAACAGCCAUUCAUUACAGAGACUAUUCUGUUCAACAAAACGACCACAAUCAAAAGAGUUUUUCAAAAGUAUGAAAAAAAUUUUCAAUCCCUCAGUUUAAGCGGUCAAAUUGGUAGUGGGAAUGGUCGUUAUUCUCUACUUCUGUUUCGGCCGCAUACAACAGUAUGGUCCAAAGAGAUCAAUCUUAAUUUAUCGCUUUCACUAGAGUUUUUUAUUACAGUCAGAGAACAAUUUGUUGGAAAAAUUCAACCAUUCACCGCCGAGGCUAUAAAUAUUCUUAAAACUCAAGGAAAAGAUGGGUUUACCAGAAGAUACGGCAAAUAUUUUGUCGUUGGAAUCAUCUAUGGCGGCGAAAAAUGCGAUGCCUUGACUAUCACCAAGUCACAGAUGGAACGAAUGGAAAGCCUGCAAGUGACCAUCAGAGUCAGUUUCCUUUUUUUCAGCGUCUCUGAGACAUUCGAUGUAAUUACCGACAGUUUUAAAGACGGUUCUUUUCAAGGCAACUAUUAUACGAUGGAUACGACAAAAGGCUUACCGAAAUCGUACCAACAAAGAGAUGCGCUGGAUAAAUUUAGGGAGUUGGGAGAUAAUGUUCAUUUUGCGCAAGAUGUACAUAACACUAUCAAAAAUGCGAAGACAACCGAUUUGGAGAAUUAUAAAUUGCAGGUGAUAUUGUGCGAGUACGAACAACACCCUGAUUACAAUGAUAUACUGUCGGCUUGA